Messenger RNA from Paramacrobiotus metropolitanus, 2912 nucleotides. RefSeq names its product nuclear cap-binding protein subunit 1-like. Bases 217 to 2643 code for a protein of 808 amino acids. The record is from RefSeq and is a predicted model, not a curated record. Gene Ontology annotation, biological process: mRNA export from nucleus; nuclear-transcribed mRNA catabolic process, nonsense-mediated decay. Gene Ontology annotation, molecular function: mRNA binding; RNA cap binding; protein binding. Lineage: Eukaryota; Metazoa; Tardigrada; Eutardigrada; Parachela; Macrobiotidae. Gene Ontology annotation, cellular component: nucleus; nuclear cap binding complex. The transcript is spliced from 15 exons.
GAAAGUUGAAUUGUUAAUUGUGAUCAUGAUGUGUUAUAAAGCAGUUUAAAUUUACGAUUAAUAAUCGAUUUUAGUACUUGCUUUUCAAAAUCGUACCUUUGAAAUUCUGCUGAAGAGCGGGAUUCCUUUUAGGGUCUGCUGACUUAUGGUGUAGAAAGCUUUCGUGGGCAUCACACUAGGUUUUCCAGCCGCUGUGUCACUCCCUUGAAGUCCACGAUGAACAGAUUCGGCAGCCGCGGUCGUGGACGAGGCGAUUUUCGCCGCUUUGACAAUGCAGGACCAGGUCGUGGAGGGCAACGUUUUAAUCAAUACGGGAACCGUCGCAUGAGCGGUGGGGGCUCCGAUCACGAGCAGGAAGAAGCGGAGCGCGAAACGGGAACCAAUGAUAUCGAAAAAAGGCUAGAAUCUCUUAUUACUCGCCUCGGGGAGAAGAGUAGUGCUUCGCUGGAGAACAACAUCAGAAACCUGGCCAAGGUUCUCAGCUCGGAUAUCGCCAAUUACAAAGACACCAUUCUGAAUAUUCUCCUGAAAUGCGCGACGUCUAUGCCGGAGAAGAUUACGAUCUACACGUGCUUAGCGGGAGUUCUGAAUGUGGACAAUUAUUCAUUUGGCGGAGAGUUUGUUGAGGGUUUGGCUCGACGUUUCCAGGCCGCGCUUCAAGAACCAGAUUUCAGCCAGGCCGAGCUAAUACUCCGGGGAAUUGCGGACUGCGCCAACUGCAAUUUGAUCAGCCUGUCAAGUCUGGUGAAUUCUCUGGAAUCAUUGCUGGAAGUCACAUUUGAAAAAAAUAUCCCACAGGCACGUUCCGACUGGUAUACUUAUGCCGUCCUUUCCUGUCUGCCAUGGAUCGGUGAAAAACUGAAUUUCAGCCGGCCUGAUGAUCUCAAGAAGCUGCUGGAUGAUGUUGUGGCUUAUACAUCCCGCAGAAAACUUUUGCAUGUUAAUGCCCUCCGCAUCAUCCGAUCUGAUGAUCCCUUGCCACAAGAAGAUUAUAUCGAUUCCCUCUGGAAUCAGGUCGACGAUUUGAAGAAUCGGCAGUGGCGCGAGAAACACAUCAACCGGCCUUACGCCACCUUGCAAGCUAUUGUUACCCGUGGCCAGGCACAUAAUCUGCCCAAGUUGAGUCCGGCGGCUCAUGAAGAAGACAGUGUAUAUCCAUUGCCGCAAGUGGUAUUUCGGUUGUUCGAUUACACCGACUGCCCAGAGGGAAGUGCGCUGCCACCUAUGAACUCCAUUGAGCGGUUCUUGAUCGAAGACGACUUGAAAAGGAUUAUUGUCCAACAUUACGAAGAUCGGCGGCAGUGCGCGACACUGUUACUGAACUACCCGACGACGCAAGUGAAUGUACCGGUCGAUUAUGUGGUAACGGAAGUAAUGUUGGGGCAACUGAUGCAGCUGCCCAAAUCUCCCCAUAAGGAUAUCAUGUAUGGAGCUACGAUUUUGGAACUGUGUAAAGUGCGACAGGAUGUCAUGCUGCAGACCCUAGCUUUGGCCGUCUCGUUGCUGUAUGAGAGGAUCGAAAAUCUGAACAUUAGCUGCCUGCACCGUUUGGCGUCAUGGUUUGCGUACCAUUUGAGUAACUAUGAUUACCGCUGGACAUGGGAUGACUGGAGCGAUUGUUUGAGUGUUGACAAGGAUCAUCCCAAGGCGAAGUUUGUCUCCGAAGUAUUCCAGAAUUGCAUUCGAUUGUCGUAUUACGAAAGAAUUGCGGAGACAGCACCUCAGCGCUUCAGAAUUUUCCUACCGGAAACACCAUAUCUGGAAAGAAAGUUUGAUGUGGAAAAUCCAGAGAGUGUUGCCGGGUGCCAACAGGCUAUCGAGGUUCACCAGGAAAUGGUUGGCAAAAAAGACCCCAUACGAAUUUCUGAAAUUAUACGGAGCGUACCAAAGCCCGAGGAUGCCGAUGAUUCCGAAUUUAAUCCUUUACAAAUCGAUGUGUUCGUGCACGUGGUACUGGGCCUUUCAGCAAAAACCUUUACUCAUCUCUUCGCUGCACUGACCAAGUUUGCUCCUAUCAUUCGCGAUCUUCUCAGCAGCGAACAGGAGCAGCUUUACUUCCUUCAGAACAUUUUCGAACUCUUUCAAAACCGAGAAUACACUCUGAUUACGUUGGUCGAUCGUCUGCUUCGAAUGCAAUUAAUCGAACCGGCUGGUGUGGUUAACUGGAUCUUUUCUCCACGCAUGAAAGCGCAUUUCAGCCGUUACUUUCUCUGGGAAAUCCUUCAACAGACCAUUCAUCGGGUGUCCGCGCUGGUUGAUCGCUGCCGUACGGAGCUGGCAGAAGCGAAAAAUCGUGCAGAGGAGCCAGUAGAGGGCGAAGGAGAAAAUAAAAAUGAAGAAAUGUUGGAGACGCUGGAAGAAGCCUAUGACCGGAGCCUUAGUCAACAAAAAAGCAUGUUUUUGGUCAUUUUUCAGAGAUUCGUCAUGGCGUUUACGGAUUUUCUGGAGCAGCAGGGAAACAAGGCUAAAAUUACUGAAUCGCUGUGGUGGAAAACAGCUAUCGGGAACAUGCAGUUUAUUCUGAUGACGAAUUAUCAGCUGAUUCGACCGUACAACACUACACUGGAAAAGUUGGUUUUCACGAAAGAAAUUGAUAAGGCAAUCCUGCAUGCGUAUAACGAAUACGCUGCCAUGCUGAAUUGAGAAUAUUGCCUGCUGUGAUUGUUUUGUUAUACGGACGGUACUUUUUUGUUUUUAUUUCUACCUGUGUACUAAAUAGUAAAUAUGCAAGAUUCUGGGGGAAUACUUAUUGUUUGCCACUUGGCUGUUGCGCAGAGUUCAUUUCUGUACGGAAGAUUUUGGUUAAAAACGACAACUGUUUGCUUUAUGCGAUGGAAAGUCUAUUAGAGCUGCUUCUGUUUCGUUGUUACAGUACGGAGCAGGGACCCGUAUUCAUUAAAAGUAUGAUCACA